Molecule: messenger RNA, 4023 nt
Organism: Xiphophorus couchianus (Monterrey platyfish)
Lineage: Eukaryota; Metazoa; Chordata; Actinopteri; Cyprinodontiformes; Poeciliidae
Gene: slc39a6
Product: solute carrier family 39 member 6
Exons: 12
Coding region: 318-2483 (721 amino acids)
Biological process (GO): intracellular monoatomic cation homeostasis; zinc ion import across plasma membrane
Cellular component (GO): plasma membrane
Molecular function (GO): zinc ion transmembrane transporter activity; monoatomic cation:bicarbonate symporter activity
Source: RefSeq, a predicted model, not a curated record
CCGCCUUUGUGCACACGGCACCGGACUGGUGCGGAGCGCACAAAACCAACGUGUUUCUGUUUACCUCCGCUGUGUGAGUGGGUCCGGAGUGGGACACCGACACGCGUGGCCGCUCGGGCCGCUGAACACGGUGUUAAAUACGGUUUAAUGGUUAAAUUUGACCGGCAGGCUGCGGUCCAGACUGGGCGGCAGAACGAGGCCUGAUUCCGGGCCGCAGCCAUCUGGAACAUCCCGCCUGUCAGCAUCCAGAGCGGGGAAGCCCAGUCCGGGCUGAUAGCAUGAGGGACAACCCGACGUGACGUUUUGUCCCAGCAGAGAUGCUGACUGACCAGAUGGCUGCAGCCAUCUUGGCUGCGACGCUCUGCUUCGCCGCCAGCUGCGUUUGGGCGGCGGCGGACUGCUCGCCGUCCCCCACCGAGGCCUCCGGCGGCGCCCAGCUCCUGACCGCUGUGGUGGACGCUCAGAGGGCCGAGCUGGCCCGAAGGCAACACCUGGAGGCGCUGUUCCACAGGUACGGAGAGAACGGCUCCAUCUCUCUGGACGGCCUGAAGCGUCUGCUGCGGAGCGUCGGCAUCGACCGGAUCCGGACCGUCAUGGUGAAGCACCGGGAACAAGCCGGCCACCACCAUGACCGUCAUCACCAACACCAUCAUCAUCACCACCCGGCUGCCGACCAGAACAGAACCGAGGACCUGCAGCAAACCCAACCCACUGUGUCUGUGGCGCCGGGUCGGGACGGCAGAACCGCCGACGGCUCCGGAUUGUUGGUGAAAACCCAAAAGAGAAGCUUGGCUGGAGAAGGAGUGACCACGGUCGCCACGGCAAUGGCGGUUAAAACCGAGCCAGCGGGCCAUCAUGAGGAACUGGACCGGGAUCAUCUGCAGAACCACAGCCUGGAGGAGGACGAGGUUCGACUGACACAGGAAGAGUGCCUGAACGCCUCGGGCCUCCUCCUCUCACACGGGAUGUCCCAGGAAGGAGGCGUCGCCCUGGGAGACUUCGCCUUCCUGUGCCCCGCCCUCCUCCACCAGAUCGACAGCGGGGCGUGUCUCCUCCACGGCGACGCCUCCCGACACGAAGACGCAGGACAUAAACACCAUCAACAUUCACACGGUCACCAUGGAAACCACGACCACAGCUUCGCCACCCGGAACCACAGCGAGCCCAGCAGCGGCGAAAACGGAAAACGCAUCGCAACAGCCUGGGUCGGCGGCUUCGUCUCCAUCACCGUCAUCAGCACGCUGUCCCUGCUGGGCGUCCUCCUCAUCCCGCUCAUGAACAGAGUCUUCUUCAAGUUCCUGCUCAGCUUCCUGGUGGCGCUGGCCGUGGGAUCGCUGAGCGGCGACGCCUUCCUGCACCUCAUUCCUCAUUCUCAUGGGAAUCACGAUCACCACCAUCACCCGGACAACCACCACCAUCACCUGGACGCCGCCGACGACCUUCACCCUCACGACGACGGCGAGGAGAACAUGGACGGCGUGUGGAAAGGCCUGACGGCUCUGGGCGGAGUCUACUUCAUGUUCCUGAUCGAACACUUCCUGACGCUGGGAAAAAUGUACAAAGACAAGAAACAAAAGGUCCAGAAGAAGUGGGACCAGACGGACAAAUCGGACCCGGAGAAGCAGCCGGCUCUGGAGGAGAGCGAGCUGAAGCCAAACGAAGACGUGGAGCCGAACGGCGCCGGUGCGUUCGGCGAGCUCCCGAGCGGCGUGGCGGAGGAGGAGCAGGUGAUGCUGACGCCGCAGGUUUCCGUGGUAACGGAACAGACGUACGGCCGGCCCGCGGGGGGCAGCGCCGGCGCCGGAUACUCGGCCGAGGACUGCGAGAACAAAUGCCACUCCCACUUCCACGACACGGUGGGGCAGGCGGACAGCAUGCACCACCAUCACCAUGACUACCACCACAUCCUGCACCACCACCACUCCCAGAACCACCACCCCCACAGCCACGCCCACUCCUACUCCGAGGAGCACUUCCAGCAGGCCGGCGUCGCCACGCUGGCCUGGAUGGUCAUCAUGGGCGACGGCCUGCACAACUUCAGCGACGGCCUCGCCAUCGGAGCCGCCUUCAGUGAGAGUCUGUCCAGCGGGCUGAGCACAUCGGUGGCCGUUUUCUGCCACGAGCUGCCACACGAGCUGGGUGACUUUGCGGUGCUGCUGAAGGCGGGCAUGACGGUUCGCCAGGCCAUCCUCUACAACGUUCUGUCGGCCAUGAUGGCGUACCUCGGCAUGGUGACGGGCAUCCUGAUCGGCCACUACGCUGAAAACAUUUCCACCUGGAUCUUUGCCCUGACGUCCGGACUCUUCAUGUACGUGGCGCUGGUGGACAUGGUGCCGGAGAUGCUGCACAACGACGCCGGCGACCACGGCUUCAGCCACUGGGGCUUCUUCCUGCUACAGAACGCCGGCAUCCUGCUGGGCUUCUGCAUCAUGCUGCUCAUCGCGCUGUUCGAGCACAAAAUCCAGCUGGACCUGGGGUACUGACCCGCACUGCGAUACAUCCUGUUUCAGUUCACGUCAGAAACGGCAGGAAGCCUGGAGGGAGCCUGGAGGAGUCCUGGAGGGAGCCUGGAGGAAUCCUGGAGGGAGCCUGGAGGGAACCUGGAGGAGUCCUGGAGGAGUCCAGGCCUGGAGCUGCUCAGCCGGGUUCACAGGUGGAAACUGUCUGGAGUUUCUUCUGGGUUUCUUUCUCUAUGAACACAUUAAUUUUCUCUCUGAACUUCAUCUGUUGGGUCAAUUAGUUUAGUUUUUUAUAUCAUUUUUACGUUUUUCUCAGUGAAACCUGAUCAGUGUUACAAAGGUACAACCUUCCAAACCACAGUUCCUCUUCAAUCUGUGACUCUGUGUGAAACCUGACAGGAAGCAGAAGCAGAAGGCGGUUCAUGAUGAGUCUGAUGUUACUUUUAGGUUUCUUUUUUUAAAAUGAAUGCUUUCAUAUCCAUUCAUACUUCUGGAGUUUUUUGUUGGUGUUGAAUCUUUGUUUCUCGUCACUCCGUCUGGAAUAAAAAUCACAUUUUCCCAAACAGGAGGCUUUAGAAACUUCUGCUCUGAAUGUUAAACAGAAAAGAAACCCUGAAAUAAAAAUGAUUUCCAGAGAAGCACCAACAGGCGGUGCGUUCAGGAGCUGAAGGAGUUUUUACACUCGGCGUGUUUUUCCUCUAAUUGAUCCGGCUGCUUUUAAAGGUCCGUUUUAUUAAAAUAAUCCCUGAAACAUUUGGACAGAACCGGAGAGAAAACGGAUCCAGUUACAGGAAAAGUCCUGAACCAAAGCUGUUAAAAAUGCUUUUAUUUUGAAGGAAAGACGCUGAUUUGGGUUUAAAUCCUCAGAUUUCGGUUCUGGUUCCUGUUAGUUGAAUUUGUGGGUGAAAGUUUGAAGCCAGUUUGUUUGUGUUUUAUAUUUUAUUGUUUUGGUUGUUUAUAAAAUGAAUAUGGAUGUUAGUUAUGAAUCGAUCACUAAUGCAGAGAUUCCUCUAAGUUUUCCCAAACAGCCAAACUGUGUGGAGGUGAAUUUUCAUCCAAUCAGCAUCAGCAGAUAAAAUGAGCUUCAUGUUUGCUCUGCUCUCAUUGGAUGAAUUUUCUGCUUCAAGCAUUGAAGAAAAACAUCUUUUUAAUUUAUUUUAUUUGUUAUAUAAUGCACAAACUUAUGUUAUAUUCAUUGCCUUGUUUAGAGAAGUGUUGUAGAAAUGUUCUUCAGCUGACUUCAGGCCAGAAAAGCUUUUUCGUUUCUAUGGUUACAGAUUGAAGAUGGCAGCUCAUAGAAAACAGGUUUUUCCUCCGUGUUUUAAUUUUCUUCUGUUCAGGAUGAAGAGCAGCAGAAGAAACUGAUUCCUCUGAAGUUCAGGUCAAAGUUUCCUCUCUGUGGAUCCAACAUGUACAGUAAAUAUUAAACUGUAAAUAUUUAGCUGUUAGGUUUAUGUAAACAGUCUGCAUUAUGUUUCACUGACACAAACCCAACCUGCUGCAGAAAAAACCUAAAGGUUUGGGAAACGAUAGAAAAAUUAAAUCCAUUAAAGAUGAAAUCUCA